This is a messenger RNA of Sparassis crispa, 822 nucleotides long. RefSeq lists its product as hypothetical. The transcript is spliced from 4 exons. Lineage: Eukaryota; Fungi; Basidiomycota; Agaricomycetes; Polyporales; Sparassidaceae. The record is from RefSeq and is a predicted model, not a curated record. Bases 1 to 822 code for a protein of 273 amino acids.
AUGUUUCCCCUCUACUCCGACGAGCAGCUCUCCUCUCCCGCCGACUUCCACUUUCCCUAUGAGCUCCAGUAUCCCCAGAGCGACGCCUCUGACUCUCCGCCCUCCUCCCCCCAGCUCUCCGUUCUGACGUCGGAAUUUCCUGCCAUCCUCCUUCAAUCCGCAUACUCUUCUCCCACAGACAGCUGUGAUCCUUCUCCCGUCGACUCUCCGCUCUCUCCUUUCUCCCCCUACCCUCCCGCGCCGUUCGUAGAACACCCAGGCUUCCCUUCGAGCCUCCUCCCUGACCCGACCUACGGCUUCCCACCAGAGGAGGGGAAGCCAAACACUGAGCCCCCGCUCAGUUCCGCUCCUGCUCGCACCAUCGCUUCACGCACUGUCGGCAUCGCACAUCCGUAUGCCCGACUUUACACCAAGCACGAGGGCUCCAAGCGCCGCAAGAUGUGGAAUCACGCGCUCGAAAAGGCCCUCUUCACUCCCCAGGAGAUAUCUACCAUGGGAGCACCACACAGGCGCACCAUUUAUACUGCCAGCCUCGAGGCCCACAUCGAUCGCCUCCAUGCCCAGCUCCUCGGCUACGACCUCUUCCCCGUGCCUUUCGAAAGGCUCGAGCCUCUCCAUGGUCUCAACUCCAAAACCGCAAAGAGUAUGGUCGCCGGCCUUGAGCGCGAUGCCUCGGAGCUGCGGCUGAGGCGCCUCGAACUCCAGCGCUCGAACCAGGCACUCCGAGAGAUGCUUCGCGCUCGCCAGAGUGUCCCCGUUCCGCCGAUAGGCAUUCCUCCACUCGUCAGUCUGCGCCGCCAUUCGCUUGAUGCUACCGGCUGA